Messenger RNA from Thermothelomyces thermophilus ATCC 42464, 825 nucleotides. RefSeq lists its product as uncharacterized. The coding region runs from base 298 to 768 and encodes 156 amino acids. The transcript has a single exon. The record is from RefSeq and is a predicted model, not a curated record. NCBI's taxonomy places the organism in Eukaryota, Fungi, Ascomycota, Sordariomycetes, Sordariales, Chaetomiaceae.
GGGCAUUUUUCCGUUCCCGCGAAUUUGGGUUUUCAGCGGGGUUGCAGGCCACGGCACCUUGUUCUCUUUGAUCCCUCCGUCUCCGCAAGUCUGGUCUCUGGUUUUUGGAUGACCAGACUUCUGUGCGGCUUGGUAGCGGAUGUAUCCCUGACAAGCGAUCGCCUGACUGGUCACCCUCCGGUUGACGGCUAGUCAGCUUAUCGUUCUUGGUUUGGACAGGGCUGUUCCCGGUGUGAUGUUCGCCUGUGCACUGAUUUCCGCGACGCUGGGGGUUUCCGUCAAGUCGGUGAUUCACGGAUGAGGGACCUUGGGACUCACCGCCUCUCGAGCGGCGGCUGCUACGCGACAAGUGACCCUUCAAUUGAGCCUGGUGACUAUGAGACUGAUGCCUUUGGCGAUUCUCCGGUUGUUGGCGGUGAAACGAAUGGUCUUCCGGCUGCCGUUUGCUUGCCUGUUGUUUCACAGAAGGAAGACUCUGUGUCGCUGAGCUUUGAGGCUGAGGACUGGCCGCGGGAUGCGCACCCGAGUUUGGCCCAUUUGACUGGUUGCUCACCAACGAAUUGGGAAUCGUUCUUACUGCGAGGUUGGCGAGGUGUCUCUGAGGCUAAGAAAGCGUCAGUCAGCCUGCGUAACCAUCUAAUCCGUGGCGCAGACCGGCUCGGUCACAAACCUGAUGGAACCUCCACCCAGAGUUGCGUCUCGCGGUCUGGGCCGCCCUGUCUGCGUCUAAUGCGCGUCGAAGCCUUCGAGAAUCAACUGCUGGCUUAGCCCGUCGGGAAGCAUCUUUCUCUGGGCGAGAUGCCUUGGCUAAGUUCUGUUCUCCCU